Molecule: messenger RNA, 1014 nt
Organism: Penicillium angulare
Lineage: Eukaryota; Fungi; Ascomycota; Eurotiomycetes; Eurotiales; Aspergillaceae
Exons: 3
Coding region: 1-1014 (337 amino acids)
Biological process (GO): mitochondrial fission
Cellular component (GO): mitochondrion
Source: RefSeq, a predicted model, not a curated record
AUGGGCUGGAAUAAAUGGAGUGGUAAUGGUCAAAAGGACGAGGCUCCUGCUUCUCCGCCCGCAGACGGUUCGAAUGUGAAGCCUGCAAAGCUCCCUGCGCAAUUACAAGAGCUAGUUGACCAGGAUGAUUCCUACGAAGAUGAUUACGCUCCAUACUCCGUCGACUCAACCGACACCGCAUACCGUUAUGCGGCUUACGGUAGCCGCGUUCGCACAAUACUACUCUCUGCCCACCGUUAUGUCGCCUACACAUCAGACAUAGGCGAGUCGUUUCGCCCUGUCGCGCACCCUUGGCUUAUUCGAUCCGCCUACGGCAUCUCCUGGGCCUACCUCAUCGGCGACGUGAGUCACGAAGGCUACAAGGCUUAUCUCCGAAACCGUCGCGCACUCGUCUCACCCGGCGAAGCCUACAAGGACGCCAGCGAUGUCCCACAAACACAGAUCAUUCAGGGUAUGGCGACUGGAAACCUUUCUCGCCCGCUGAAUGGCUCCAAGGACCUGGAGCCCUGGUCUACAACUGAAAUUUCGCUGGCGGAGGAUUAUCGUAUGGUCAUGGCCAAACGCGCUAUUUUCCAAAGUAUCGCCAGUAUGGGUUUGCCCGCACUUACUAUUCACAGCGUGGUCAAGUACUCUGGGCGCAUGCUGAAGGGCGGCAAGCCUAACCUUUUCCGUACCUGGACUCCCAUUGGUCUCGGUCUCUCUGUCGUUCCCUUCCUUCCAUACAUUUUCGAUCACCCUGUUGAAGAGGCUGUUGACUGGGCAUUCGGCACUGCACUUCGCGUGUACGGCGGCGAAGAUGCUGUUCGUCCAUUGCCGCCUCAUGCUCAUGCUCGUGGCAGUGGCAGUGCCAGCGGGGAGAGCCCAGUGACAACAGCUGCGGCGCAGCUUUCCUGGGAAGAAUACAAAACUGAACGCGAAAAGGUCCGUGAGCUUCGUCGGGAACAGCAGGUUGGGGAUUCGUCAAAGUGGAGCAGACUCACAUCGUGGUUUAACGACAAGUCGAAAAAAGAUUAA